Coregonus clupeaformis (lake whitefish) is the source of this 5307-nucleotide messenger RNA. RefSeq names its product multiple EGF-like-domains 10 (gene megf10). Gene Ontology annotation, cellular component: membrane. The transcript has 25 exons. Gene Ontology annotation, molecular function: protein binding. The coding region runs from base 313 to 3708 and encodes 1131 amino acids. NCBI's taxonomy places the organism in Eukaryota, Metazoa, Chordata, Actinopteri, Salmoniformes, Salmonidae. The record is from RefSeq and is a predicted model, not a curated record.
CAUUCGGGAUAACUUUCUCACUGUCCGACGGCUGUUGGGAUGUAUAUGUGCCAAACCAAUGCAUUUUCGUAAUUCUAAAAAUUAAACCACGUUUUUAUGAUUGGACGCGUAGGUUUGGUUUCCUCUUUCAGCGGAAAACGUUGUUUUUUACCAUCCAACGGAGAAACUUAUUUUCGUCAACCUGCUGUUUUUGGAUCAUUCAUCAUUCACUAGUGAGGACCAUUCAAUUGUGAGGAGCGAAACAUAGAAAGGAUCCAUGAGCCUGAAUAGGAAGAAAACCCUCGCAUAGAAUAGGUGUAGCUUCCACCCAAGAUGGCCGCCUCCUCCUUCAUGUGGCACUGCAGGACUAUCCUGCUGGCGGUGAUGUGCUGCUUCCUGCCCCGCUCCACCUCCUCCCUCAAUCUGGAGGACCCCAACGUCUGCAGCCACUGGGAGAGCUACUCGGUCACCGUCCAGGAGUCGUAUGCCCACCCCUUUGAUCAGAUUUAUUACACCAGCUGCUCCGACCUCCUCAACUGGUUCAAGUGCACACGGCACAGGGUGAGCUAUCGGACGGCCUACCGCAGAGGAGAGAAAACCAUGUACCGCCGCAAGUCCCAGUGUUGCCCCGGCUUCUACGAGAGCAGGGAGAUGUGUGUCCCCCACUGUGCCGAGAAGUGUGUCCACGGCCGUUGUGUGGCCCCCAGCACCUGCCAGUGUGAGCCCGGCUGGGGGGGCCCUGACUGCUCCAGUGCGUGUGACAGCAACCACUGGGGUCCCCACUGUAGUAACCGCUGCCAGUGUCAGAACAGUGCGCUGUGUAACCCCAUCACGGGCGCCUGUAUCUGCCAGCCGGGGUACCGGGGCUGGCGGUGCGAGGAGGUCUGCGAGGCGGGCACCUAUGGCAACGGGUGCCAACAGAAGUGCCUGUGCCAAAAUGGAGCCGCGUGCCACCACGUGACCGGGGAGUGCAAGUGUUCACCCGGAUACACCGGUGCUUUUUGUGAGGACCUGUGCCCACCAGGGAAGCAUGGGCAGCAGUGUGAGGAGAGAUGCCCCUGCCAGAAUGGAGGAGUGUGUCACCACGUUACUGGAGAGUGCUCCUGCCCUGCUGGAUGGAUGGGUACAGUGUGUGGCCAGCCGUGUCCGGAGGGACGCUUCGGCAGGAACUGUUCCCAGGAGUGUCAGUGUCACAACGGGGGAAUGUGUGUCUCCUCCAGCGGACAGUGUCUGUGCAGUCCAGGCUACACCGGAGAACGGUGCCAGGAAGAGUGUCCGGUGGGUACGUUCGGCGUGUCCUGCCGCCAGACAUGUCGCUGUGAGAACGGAGCCAAGUGCUACCACAUCAGUGGCGCGUGUCUGUGUGAACCGGGCUACACGGGGGAGAUGUGCGAGGUGCGCCUCUGUCCCGAGGGACACUACGGCCUCAAGUGUGACAAGAGGUGUCCCUGCCACGCCCAGAACACACGCAGCUGCCACCCGAUGUCUGGCGAGUGCUCGUGCCAGCCUGGCUGGUCGGGGACCUACUGUAAUGAGACGUGUACGCCCGGCUUCUUCGGCGAGUCGUGCCAGCAAGUGUGCCAAUGCCAGAACGGUGCCGACUGCCACAGCGUGACCGGGGAGUGCAUCUGCGCUCCUGGCUUCAAGGGAUCCGACUGUUCCACAGCCUGCCCAUCAGGGACCCACGGGAUCAACUGCUCUGCCACCUGUGGCUGUAAGAACGGGGCACAGUGCUCUUCAGUAGAUGGAGCCUGCUCCUGUAAAGCAGGUUGGCACGGAGUGGACUGCUCCAUCAACUGCCCCAGUGGCACGUGGGGGCUGGGGUGUAACCUCACCUGUAUGUGUGGCAACGGGGGCGCCUGCAACGCCCUCAACGGACAGUGCACCUGUGCCCCCGGCUGGAGGGGAGAGAGGUGUGACCUCCACUGCCAAGAUGGCACCUAUGGCAUGGACUGUAGGGAGCGCUGUGACUGUAGCCAUGCAGACGGGUGCCACCCCUCCACGGGGUACUGUCGCUGCCUGGCUGGAUGGACAGGUAUCCACUGUGACAGUGUGUGUGCCGAGGGCCGCUGGGGGCCAAACUGUUCCCUCCCCUGCAACUGUAAGAACGGGGCCUCCUGUUCCCCUGACGAGGGCACAUGUGAGUGUGCGCCUGGGUUUCGGGGAACCACCUGCCAGCGCAUCUGUUCACCAGGCUACUUUGGCCACCGCUGCAGCCAGGCCUGUCCCCAGUGUGUCCACAGCAAUGGACCUUGCCACCAUGUCUCUGGUCAGUGUGACUGCCUCCCAGGGUUCAAGGGAGCCCUCUGCAACGAAGUGUGCCCCAGUGGUAGGUUUGGGAAGAACUGUGCGUGGGGGUGCACCUGUACCAACAACGGCACCUGUAACCCCAUCGACGGCUCGUGCCAGUGUUACCCCGGCUGGAUUGGCAGCGACUGUUCACAACCCUGUCCCCCUGGUCAGUGGGGGCCCAACUGUAUCCACACGUGUAACUGUCACAACGGGGCCUACUGCAGUGCCUAUGACGGGGAGUGCAAGUGUACCCCGGGCUGGACGGGCCUCUACUGUACACAACGCUGUCCAUUGGGCUUCUAUGGUAAGGACUGUUCCCAGACCUGCCAGUGUAAGAACGGAGCCGACUGUGACCACAUCUCUGGCCAGUGUACCUGCCGGACUGGCUUCAUGGGACGCCACUGUGAGCAAAAAUGCCCCCCUGGUUCCUAUGGUUACGGCUGUCGUCAGGUGUGCGACUGUCUGAACAACUCCACCUGUGACCACAUGACGGGUACUUGCUACUGCAACCCCGGCUGGAAGGGGGCGAGGUGUGACCAAGCCGGGGUGGUGAUCGUGGGCAACCCCAACAGCCUGACUAGCGCUGCCGUGCCCGUGGACUCCUAUCAGAUUGGCGCCAUUGUGGGCAUCAUCAUCCUGGUGUUGUUGGUACUCUUCCUCCUCCUCCUCUUCAUCGUAUACAGGAAGAUGCAGAAGGGCAAGGAGACCACCAUGCCCGCUGUCACCUACACACCCACCAUCCGCGUCGCCGCCGACUACGCCAUCGCCGAUGCAGCACACCCACAAACAAGUCAGACACCCGGACAUCCCAACAGCAACUACUUCUCCAACCCCAGUUACCACACUGUGACCCAGUGCACUAGUCCCCCACAUGUCAACAACCUGCCCUAUGGAAAGGCUAAGAACAACCAAUUGUUUGUGAACCUGAAGAACGUGGACCAGAGGAAGAGGCCUCCCAUAACAGACCACACUGGAACCCUGCCCGCCGACUGGAAACAGGGGGGAUGCUUUAACGAGCUGGGAGCUUAUGGAGUGGACCGACGAUACAUGGGGAAAUCCCUGAGAGACCUGGUGAAGGGAAUGCCCUAUCACGCCAGCUCCUGCUCCCUCAACAGCUCAGAGAAUCCCUACGCCACCAUCAAGGACCCACCCCUCCUGAUGCCCAAAGUAGAGUGCGGCUACGUUGAGAUGAAGUCACCCGCACAGCGAGACUCGCCCUACGCUGAGAUCAACAACGCCAGCCCCACCAAUAAGAAUGUCUACGAAGUCGAGCCCACAGUCAACGCCAUCCACUCACCUGGGAACAGCAACGGUCACGGCCCCUUUGGACAGGACCCGUACGACCUACCAAAAAACAGCCACAUCCCCUGUCACUAUGACCUCCUGCCCACGCGGGACAGCCCCCCUUCAUCCCACAAGGAACUAGACAGCGAAUGAGCUACCAGAGAAUCCCUCCACAAGGAGCUAGACAGCGAAUGCGCUUCCAGAGACUCAACAAGGACCCCGCCCCCUCUACCCAGGGCUCAGUCAAUGAAUGCUCCUCAUUUGCUGGCAUACUGUAUGCUUACUCGCUGCACCAUUGUUUUCUUGCUUUUAUUUUUUUAUUAUCACUAUAAUCAUUCUUAAUCACAGUUUUUUUUCAGAGAGAGGAACUCUUAUGUUGCCUCAAGUGUCACAUUCACAAUUUUAUUUACUAUCAAUGUAGAAAUGAGUGUUAUUUGUGAAAAGUUUGGUAUUUCGAGGUGCUUGAGUAAUAUUGAUAUACAGCUUUUUACAGCUUUUCCUAAAUGAAGUAAAUCAUUCCACUCACUGGGGACUAAUCACUUGCCUUUUCAAAUCUAUAGUGUAUAAAUACAAAACAAACCUCAAUUUAUUAUUGUAACGAUGAAAGUGAACUUUAACAGUAUUAGGAAUCCGUUCAUUAACUAGUUACCAGUCAAUUAGCCAAUUUAUUUCUUAAUUUUUUCCCCCCUUUGUUUUUUGUUAUUAGUGCUGCACGAUUGAGCAUUGUUUUGUUGUUUGUUUGUUUGACAAUGUAACUGUUAUUGUUGUUGACAAAACUUAAUCUUGUUUAGUCUGACAUCAAUACUAAAGUAACCAAAGUUUUAAGUGCCAUAGUAAGUCAUAGUAAAACUAAGUUCCUUUUGCUCUUUUAGUGGUGAAUUAUGAGCAAAUAGUUGAAUUGUGGCAAGCAUUCAAUCGCACAGUUUGAGGUCUGUUAAAGGUCUGUUACUAUAAGCGGGUAGUGUUUUGUGUCAGUUACCGUUGUGAGAACAAGUUCAAAUGUAUUGCCAUAAUACUUUCAUGACACUUCAUACGAAUUACAUAAAGCCUGUUAUAACCACCUGGAAGGUCAUUCAACUGACUGCAUAACACCGUAAUGUUCCAUGUCAGCAUUAUGUCAAUUCAAUUGUGAAAAAGAGUGGGGUUUUUUUUUUUCCUGGUUAUGAAGGUAUGUUGAAGGAGGACCACUAAAAUAUAUCCUGAUUAUUAAAUAUCUCCAAUAUUAGAUAAUUAGAUCAAAUAUGAGUUCAUUGGCAAUUACCUGUGAAAUUGUGUUCUGACUUUAAAUCAAAUGUAGAACAGGGAAACUAUUAAUAUGAUGUACUCUGUUGUUAAAGGAUGUAAUAGUAAUUCAGUGCAAAUAGAAGGGCUCAGCAUCAUUAAAAAAAAGAUAAAUAAUCAUUUGUAGUAAUAAUGCUUAAGCUGGACUUUUGCAUCGCAAUGAAAUGAAAGACCUUAUCAAUAAAACAAAAUAAGAGACAAAUUCAAGAUUCACAUGAAAUACUGUAUAGGCCUACAUUUCCAUAAAAUACUGGAUUUGUUCAAUGUUAGAUUUAGAACUCUUUAUAUAUUCUGCAUGUCUUUUCACGCAUUCUGAAUGGCCUAAAAGACAGCCACAAGUCUUAAACUAUUCUGAGCCAGAUAUGAAAUGUAUUUGUACAAAAAUGAUGUAUAUAGCUGUAAUCACUUGAAAACGAGAAGUGAUGUUUGGUGUUGAUGUAAAAAAAAUAAUAAACAAAACACCAUGCCUUC